Molecule: messenger RNA, 477 nt
Organism: Aspergillus homomorphus CBS 101889
Lineage: Eukaryota; Fungi; Ascomycota; Eurotiomycetes; Eurotiales; Aspergillaceae
Exons: 5
Coding region: 1-477 (158 amino acids)
Source: RefSeq, a predicted model, not a curated record
AUGGAUGAUGCCAAUUUUACCGGUGAGACUGUGCAUGCAGGUGCAACACCUGGCAGCGCGUCUGCGGAAACGACCUCACAUAUCGAGUCAAUGGAUGAUGACCUCUCACUGCCAGUCCCAUCGGAGGUGUACGAUCCUCUCGAUUCGAGUGAACUCAAUGAUAUACAAGUCGGCGUGAGGUUGCUGGGGCAUUACCAUGACGACACAGAUCGACGAUCAUUUAUGUCUGAGUUGCAUUUUCAAGGUGUGCCGGUAUUCAUGCCGAAUCAUGGCUCGAUUGUUCGGGACUACGCCUCGCCGGCAGGGUUCUGGUCUCAUAUGGUGGAGAGAAAGAUGAUCGCAGAGGCUUUGGGCUAUGGUGAUGGCACAUGGAAGCGAAUGGCGGUGAGUUUCUGCUACGCUGUUCCUUCCCAACAAUGCAUGACAGUCCCGAUGACGGGGCGGGACGGCGAAGCCAAUGCUGUGAUACCGUUGUAA